Megalopta genalis is the source of this 2182-nucleotide messenger RNA. Its product is annotated as zinc finger protein 593 homolog. Gene Ontology annotation, molecular function: zinc ion binding; nucleic acid binding. NCBI's taxonomy places the organism in Eukaryota, Metazoa, Arthropoda, Insecta, Hymenoptera, Halictidae. The record is from RefSeq and is a predicted model, not a curated record.
CUGUUCGAUUACACUUGUUUAAGGCAACUAUCUCUGUUGAACAGUGGAUAAGGUUAUUUGGAGAAAUACGGAUAAACGUGGUAGCAUUCGAAAUCCGAAGUUUGUAAGAUUUAUUAAAUUUUCGUCACAGAUGACUUAUAAACGCAAAAAAUAUCACAGAGGAGAUACUCAUUUGAAAAAGGGCUGGCGAACGAAAAGAAGAACGAAAGAUUUGGACGAGAUCGAUGAGGAUUUGAAGGACGAAAAUGUGAAAAAUUUAGUAAAUCAGGAAGUAGAUUUGGACAAACCUGGAGCGGGCCAAUAUUAUUGUGUACAUUGCGCGAGGCAUUUUAUAAAUAAUACAGCUUUGUCAGACCAUUUCACAACAAAAGUUCACAAAAGGAGAUUAAAAGCACUAGAACUAGAGCCCUACACUAUAGAAGAUUCUGAACGAGCUGCUGGAAAGGGAAAUUACAUUGCUCCUCAGAAACGAAAAAUUGAUACCAUAACUCGUGACAGUUUUAAAAUGGACAUAGAAACAGAUACUGUGCCAGAAAGCAAAAUAGCAAAAUUUAAUGCAUAGAGAUCAUUUCUUUAUGAAAAGCAAUCAUUGUUAUUUAAACAGACCCUUCUUUAUAUUCUAUAAAGAUAACUUUGCAUUUGCUUAAUAUGCUAACAAUGACAAACAACAUUAUUUGUAUUGUACGAACGCGCAUAGUUCACAAUCUCUUGAAACAUCCAGUUUUAAAGCACGUUAAUGCGUCUUUAAAUUUGAACAGGCACUACUCUUCAGCAUUGUUCAUUUCAGGGAAAAAGGCCAUGGAAGUCUUCUCAUAUAUAAGUCCAUAUUUAGAUUUCGACGACAAGUUAUCGGAUUUCGAUAAAUUUCAAAAAGACCUAACAUCUCGAGGCUUCAAAGUAAACGCCAAAGAUAUCAAGGAUGUAUGGGAAUUAUUCAAAUCGGUCAAUGCGGAUAGAAACGUUUUACAGAUUAAAAUGGACGAAGUAGGUCAACAACUGAAGAACUUCACGAGAGCGGACUUAACUCCUGAGGAAACGAUAAAAGCAGCCGAAUUAAGACAACAGUUUCUCGCAUUGAAGCAAGACUUGAAGGCUGUCAGAGAUAUUGUAUGGAACUUAGAUGAGACAGUCAUCGAAAAGAUGCUGAAGUUACCAAAUAGCAUAGAUGAGAGGACACCCUUACAGUCUCCGACUAUAAUGAAAACCUUUGGUGAGUUAAGCAAGUUGUCAGAAGUGAAACAUCAAAAGAACCAUAUUGAUAUUGGAAGGAACCUUGGUUUACUGGAAUAUAAAAAUCCCAUGCAUUAUUAUCUGUGCAACGAUGCAGCUCUGUUCGAGCUUGGUGCUCUGAGCUAUGCAGGGAAGAUUUUCACUGAGAACAACAUGAUCAGGGUGACUGGUUCAGACUUUAGUCGUAGUUUGGUGGUGGAAGGAUCUGGCAUGAACCACGAGGAUCCAAUGGAUGCCUUCAUAAUAGACAAUCAUUGUGAAGUAGACAAGAAAUCUCCGAACCAGAUGCACCUCGUUGGAAAUGCAAGCUUGGCAUCUUUCUUAGCUAUGCAUGCAAAGCAAGUGAUAAACCCCACCUAUUUUCCGUUAAAGUAUUUCACUACUGGCAGACAAUAUACCCCUUUCCCAGGAACUUUUGCUCCAAUUGGCUUGUUCACUGUGUGCCAAGCGUCUGUGGCUCAUGCAUUUGUCAUGGUCAAGGAUACGAACGGUUCAGAGUAUCAUGAAGAGUUCGAACAACUGCUGAACACAGUCUCCAAAUUGUAUGAUAAUAUCUGUGACCAUUAUCAAGUAGUCGUGAGAUCUGCACCGGAAUUGAGGCCUUGGGAAUUGAUGCGCGUUUCUUUUGAAUUAUGGUCGAUGUAUUCAAAACAGUAUAUCGAAAUUGGUCACAUUUCUAUGUGUGGAAAAUAUUUCAGUAAGAGACUGUUAAUCGCCCAGCAGACACCAAGCGGAAGAGAUUUUCCCUCUGUGAUUUCCGGUACUGUGAUGUCGGUACCGCGGUUGCUAGGAUGUUUAUUGGAGCAAAACCCAGAAAAAUUUGUUAUUCCAAAGAAAAUUGCAGAAUGCAUGCCUAUAGAUCAUACUCUAGUUUGAAAUUAGGCAGACUUUAAAAAUUGAGAAAUUACGUUUUCGUAUGUAAUUUGCGUACAUUCAGAUGUACAUAUUUUAA